This is a messenger RNA of Musca vetustissima, 961 nucleotides long. RefSeq lists its product as uncharacterized. Lineage: Eukaryota; Metazoa; Arthropoda; Insecta; Diptera; Muscidae. The transcript has a single exon. Gene Ontology annotation, molecular function: catalytic activity. The annotation marks the transcript as partial. The record is from RefSeq and is a predicted model, not a curated record.
AUGCAGAUCAAUCUGCAUCAUUGCAAGGCCGCUGCCGACGAACUACUCCUGUCCCUCACGAACUCGGAAGUGGACAUUGCCUUAGUCCAGGAGCCAUAUAUUUAUAAAAAUAUGGUUUCUAGACUAAGGAAUGCCAACUUUGAUAUUUUCGCCGCGUCCAUGGGGGACAAGGUGAGAACAUGUAUAGUAGGUAAGAAGAGCUUAAAUCUAAUCUUUCUAUCUAAUUACAGCAAUGGUGACAUGUGCACUGUAAGGCUGGAGCACAAGACGGGGAGGGCCACCCUGCUCUCCUCAGUAUAUAUGCCAUUUGAGGAGAUGGACCCACCAGCCACCUGUGUACGAAAGAUGCUCGAUGAGAUGACGAGCACUUGCAACGUUAUAUUGGGAUGCGACGCAAAUGCUCACCAUUUUCAAUGGGGUAGCAAGGACACAAACAAACGAGGUGAUUCCGUUUUCGAUUUCAUCUUAUCCUAUAACUUACGUAUAUGUAAUAGGGGUAGUGAUCCGACUUUUAAAGUUAGGGAUAGAGAGGAGGUCAUUGACUUAACCCUCUCAAAUCUAGAUGACUCCGUCAUCAGAAAUUGGAGAGUAUCAGAUGAAUGUUCCUUCUCGGAUCAUUUAAAGAUUGACUUAACCCUCUCAAAUCUAGAUAACUCCGUCAUCAGAAAUUGGAGAGUAUCUGAUGAAUGUUCCUUCUCGGAUCAUUUAAAGAUUCUCUUCGAGUACUCUUUUGAUGGAGAUAGACAACAGCCAUAUCGGAAUCCAAGGAGAACAAACUGGGAGAAAUUCACGGAGCUAACGAACUCUCAGCUGACUCUUAACACAAACCUAGGAACAGCUGUGGAAAUCAACGGGGCCGUGAAAAAUCUAACGGAUGUUCUCCUUGGUUGCCAUAAGGAAUACGGUCCGCUUACACACCCUGGGAAGAAAUCUCGGCCAGUGUGGUGGAACAAGGAACUUG